Messenger RNA from Theileria annulata, 4077 nucleotides. RefSeq names its product cation ATPase, putative. The record is from RefSeq and is a predicted model, not a curated record. Gene Ontology annotation, biological process: intracellular calcium ion homeostasis; calcium ion transmembrane transport; manganese ion transport. The transcript has a single exon. Bases 1 to 4077 code for a protein of 1358 amino acids. Gene Ontology annotation, cellular component: endoplasmic reticulum; plasma membrane. Gene Ontology annotation, molecular function: ATP binding; ATP hydrolysis activity; P-type calcium transporter activity. NCBI's taxonomy places the organism in Eukaryota, Apicomplexa, Aconoidasida, Piroplasmida, Theileriidae.
AUGGAACCUUCCACGGGUGAAGAUAUCAAUGGAAGAGUUGGCGACAAUGUCACCAACGCAAGAAAUGAAGGCCAUGGAACAAGUUCUAGUGAUGAGAAUGAACAAACUAAAGCUUCAAAUGAAAAUAAUGGUUUAAACACCCCUGAAACCAAUGGCACAGUUGUAAUAAAUGUAGAAAAUGAAGUACCAGGGAGGCCUACGGAAAUUGAACCGAAACGAAGCGGAACAAUUGAACCUGAAAGACAAAUAUCAACCAGUAAAAUACUAUCAACACCAAGUUACCCAGCAUUUGCCGAUAUUAUAGAGAUGGAAACAGUACAAAGGUUGAGUAAAUCACACAUUUACCCAGGAGACUUGAUCGAGUUGGUGAAAUCGAGAGAUUUGAGCAAGUUUUACGAGGCACAACAAGCAGUAGAACAGGUCCAACCAACGACAGGAAAGUCAGAAAUGGCACACCUUCCACUUCCAGCUAUCAUGAACAAGUUUGGACUAGAGGAUACAGAGCAAGGAUUAUCAGACUCCCAAGUGGUUCUAAAUAGACAACUCUACGGAAGUAACAUACUGGAUCUGGGUAAGAAGGACCCAAUUUGGAAGAUUUUUCUUUCACAGUUUAAGAGCUUUGUGAUAGUUCUGCUGUUCAUAGCGGCGAUAGCGUCAUUAGCACUAAAAAACUACGUUGAAGGAGCAUUCAUCAUUUUCAUUGUGACACUAAACUCAAUUAUGGCAACGUACAUGGAAAGGUCAGCAGCUAACGUUUUGGAAAAAUUGGCCCAGCUUUCAAGUCCAACAGCAAGAGUGAUAAGGAACAACGCUGAAGUUCUGAUUGACACCACAGAGGUGGUUCCAGGCGACGUCCUGCUUCUACAAACGGGAGACACGAUUGUCGCAGAUAUGCGUCUGUUUGAGGUAAUGGAGGUGAGAAUCAACGAGUCACUACUAACAGGUGAGUCGGUUGAUGUAAAGAAGACUAUUGUCGCUGAGGACCUGGACAGCCCAUUUAGUACUAACCUCUGCUUUGCAAGCACCAGCGUUGUUUCAGGGUUUGGAAAAGGAAUUGUAAUUAAUACAGGAAUGAAUACACAAGUAGGAAAAAUAGCCAAACAACUAAAGAAAGCAUCUGAAACCAGUAAAGUUACACCACUACAAAGAGCACUUAAUAGGUUAGGAGGAACGAUAGGAAUAAUUUCAACAGUUGUCCUGAUUUCAAUUGUGAUUGUUGCAAUAUUGACAGGAUUUGAUGAUCCUACGAGGCCAAACACUAAUAGAACACUGUCGAUUGUUCUUUUGGCAGUUGGAUUUGCAGCAUCAUCUAUUCCAGAAGGCCUGCCGAUGGUUGUUACAAUUUCACUGAGUUUAGGCGCCAAGGAUAUGGCAAGAGAAAACGCAAACGUGCUAAAGCUACCAGCAGUUGAGACGCUGGGAUGCUGUUCAGUAGUAUGCAGCGAUAAAACGGGAACACUGACGGAAGGCAAGAUGGUAACCACCGACAUUGUAAUCUUCUUCAACGUCAGGAGCGUAACCUCAGACAACUUGCUCAAAAACAUCAUAAAAAACACAAACUUCAGUCUCUUUGGAGCAACCACAGCAAACGUCAUCGCAGAACGCUUCUCAUUCUACCCGACCUUUGGCUUCAAUCCAGUUGGAGGAGUUUUCAACCCCUGUGACCUUACGGAUUCAUAUAAACGUAAAUUAAUCACAUUGUAUAAGAAGGAAGCUGACUUCUUCACAAUACCUAAUAAUUUACUCUCACACUAUGUAUCCCAAAAUAAAGUUGAUCCACAGCCUAUGAGUAAAGAGUUCACUUUUGAGGAUCAUGCAAAAGGAUCAGGAGAAAUAAGUUCACAGGAAAGUUUACCAGCUUCUGCAACCAGUUCUGCAAAUGAAAGUUAUUUAAAGAGUGUGAUGGUAAGGUUGAAUAUGUGUAUUGGAUAUUUGAACAGUUAUAACACGAAGUUGGUUCUGGACAAGAAUAAUAAGUGGACUUGCGUGGGAAACAUGACAGAGAGUCCAUUGAUAGUCGCAGCAAACAAGUGCGGACUAAAGCCAGAGUUAUUAGAAGAUUACCCUAGACUUGAAACACUAGAAGUGCCAUUCAACUCAAAGAGGAAGCUGAGCAUAACAGUACACAAACUCAAAGUGGAAAACAAGUUCGAGGAGUUGGAAUUCCAACAAAAGGGUAAAAAUUAUACCCACGUGGCACUAGUUAAGGGGGCACCAGAUGUUCUGAGGCCAUAUUGCAAGUACGUACCAAGCUUAGAUAACGGAGUUUUUGUCGAUUUCAAGUAUAGAAUAAAUAGUGAUGAGGAAGGUCAGGACUCAGAUGACGUGGUAAUGCACAGUAAUGACCAGUUAAGCAAUGAUAGCUUGAGGGUUAUUAUGCUAGGGUUAGUUCCACUCACGGAUGAGGAUAUUUCAUAUCUACAAAGUUUAGAUGAUUCAAUAUACAGACAACAGUAUUUAUUGUCGACCACAAACACUGAUGACAGUUCAUAUAAUAGCGGUAAGAUCGUGUUGAUUGGAGUUACAGGAAGCUUUGACCCUCCAAGGCCAGGAGUUAAGGAGUCAAUUGACACUUGUAGAAGUGCAGGGAUCAGAGUAAUUAUGAUAACUGGGGACCAGAAAAUAACAGCAAUAGCAAUAGCAAAGCAGAUUAACUUAAUCACGCUGGGUCCAGAAACUGAAGAUGAUGAGUUGGGACUUGAAUGUAAUAAGUUACACAUUAACGGGAACCCAAACAUGGAUUAUUUGCCAGAUGAACAGAUUGAUUUGAUAACCUCGAAGUACAGUGUGUUCUGCAGAGCUCAACCGGAGGAUAAGGUAGCUAUUGUAGCAUCACUGAAAAGAAAGGGUGAGAUUACAGCGAUGACAGGCGACGGUGUUAAUGACGCCGCAGCGCUCAAGACUGCAGAUAUUGGCGUGAGCAUGGGCAUAAACGGCACUGACGUGGCGAAGGGAGCAAGUGAACUAGUUCUGCUCGACGACAAUUUCUGCACAAUUGUAAAGGCUGUAAGGGCUGGCAGGACGAUUUACAGCAACAUUCAAAAGUUUGUUUCAUUUUUGCUGGGAACAAAUAUUGGAGAAAUUUUAUACCUGACCACCAGUAUAAUUAUUAACACUUUGCCGCCGGUCGAGGCGCUUCAGAUUCUGUUUUUAAACUUUCUAACUGAUGGGUGUCCCGCAGUAGCUUUAAGUCGAGAGCCUCCAGACUCUGACGCAAUGAAAAAGCCUCCCAGGAAACCAAACACGCCAAUCAUGACCACCGAGUGGUGGUUGGCUGGGAACUUGCCGCACACGAUCUUUGAGGCUCUGGCAGUGAUUGCUUCAAUUUUAAUCGGUUUGUAUUUGUGCACUGGCGUGAUUACGCUCAGGGACUUGAAUGAACGUUGCCACUACGUUAAGGUUGACGACUAUACCAAGAUGGUUUACUUUUGCAGCUCAUACGAGUAUCUGUUUACCCCAAAGUACGUUGGCUGGGUCACCAAUGUGGACUAUUUCGACCCAGAGGAGCGCAAGAUGAAGUGUUUCCUCGGCGCCGCGAAGGGCAGGCUUGAAGAUUUCCACGUUUCUCACCCUGAUUUACACCCGGAGUUGAGGAGAAAGCUGGAGAAUUUAGAUUUGUCAAGUUUGGAAGGGAUUUCUGGCUUUGUGGAAAAGGACGAUAAUGGCUGGAUCAGGUCAAACCGCAUAAAGGAUGGAACGAGUUAUCAUGGAGUCGGAGAAAUGGGCUACAAUGACAUUGUGAGCAGGAAAUCUAAACAGGCCAGGACGAUAUCGUUCAUCACAGCCGUUUGGGCUGAGAUGUUAAGGGCUUACACUGUUAGGAGUUGGGACUACUUUUACAACGUUUUUAACAGGAAUCCUUGGAUGCACAUUGCCUGUAGUAUUUCAGCAACCGUUACUUUUGCUCUCACUGUGUUUCCUGGACUCUCCAAUGUGCUUCACGUCGUCUCACUCACCUACUGGCAGUACCUUCUCGCAAUUCUGCUUGCUUUCACGACUUUGAUUUUGGACGAGUUCCUCUCCAAGUUCAUCUACCGACGCAUUAAGAAACGCAGAGCGCAAAAACUAACCACCUAA